Messenger RNA from Nanorana parkeri, 1081 nucleotides. RefSeq names its product protein O-fucosyltransferase 1 (gene POFUT1). The transcript is spliced from 6 exons. NCBI's taxonomy places the organism in Eukaryota, Metazoa, Chordata, Amphibia, Anura, Dicroglossidae. The coding region runs from base 76 to 1065 and encodes 329 amino acids. The record is from RefSeq and is a predicted model, not a curated record. Gene Ontology annotation, biological process: protein O-linked glycosylation via fucose; regulation of Notch signaling pathway; Notch signaling pathway. Gene Ontology annotation, molecular function: peptide-O-fucosyltransferase activity. Gene Ontology annotation, cellular component: endoplasmic reticulum.
ACGUUGUGUCUUUCUCAUGCAGGGCGGUUCGGCAAUCAGGCGGAUCAUUUCCUCGGUACUUUGGCGUUCUCGCGGAUGGUGAACCGGACUCUGGUGGUGCCCCCCUGGAUCGUCUAUAAUCACCAGCGCCCUCCUUUCAGCAACGUUCACGUUUCUUACGAGGAGUUCUUCCAGUUGGAGCCUUUGCGGAAGUAUCACCGAGUGGUCAGCAUGGAGGAGUUCAUGGAGAAGCUGGCCCCCGAACAUUGGCCGGUGGACCAGCGGGUGGCGUACUGCUUCACGACGGCCGCCCAGAGGAGCUCCGACAAGCAGACCUGUCCGAUGAAGGACGGCAACCCAUUUGGCCCAUUCUGGGAUCACUUUCACGUCGAUUUUGUCCGCUCCGAGCUGUUUGACGGGAUUAACUUCAGCGCUUAUUACAAGGACGCUUGGAUGAGCAGAUAUCCUUCCUCUACGCAUCCAGUUUUGGCUCUCCCCGGAGCACCCGCCCAGUUCCCUGUCCUGGAUCAGCACCGAGGGUUGCAGAAAUACAUGGUAUGGUCCAAAAGGAUCGCUGACGAGGGAGAGAACCACAUCCAGAAGUUGCUGGUUCGACCCUUCGUGGGCGUUCACCUGAGGAUCGGAUCUGACUGGGUUAACGCCUGUAAGAUGGUGAGCGACGGCACAGCCGGGCCUCAUUUCAUGGCCUCUCCGCAGUGCGUGGGCUACGACCACCAAAAGGCCACACCCCUCACCAUGAGCAUGUGUCUGCCGGACCUCGAGGAGAUCAAGCGCGCCGUGACCCACUGGGUGAAGAAGACGAAAUCCCGGUCCGUGUACGUGGCCACCGACUCCACCUCUUACACCGCCGAGUUACAGAAAGCCGUGGGGAAGGAGGUGAAAGUGGUGAGCCUCCAGCCCGACGUGGCCCAGAUCGACCUCUACAUCCUCAGCCAGUCCGACCAUUUCAUCGGGAACUGUGUCUCGUCCUUCACCGCCUUCGUGAAGCGGGAGCGGGACAUGCAAGGGAGGCCGUCCUCGUUCUUCGGGAUGGACUCGCCCGGCAGGAGGCAGGACGAGUUGUGAACCGGACAGUGUGAGG